Messenger RNA from Tachysurus fulvidraco (yellow catfish), 2944 nucleotides. RefSeq lists its product as uncharacterized. The transcript has 7 exons. Bases 684 to 1865 code for a protein of 393 amino acids. The record is from RefSeq and is a predicted model, not a curated record. Lineage: Eukaryota; Metazoa; Chordata; Actinopteri; Siluriformes; Bagridae.
GGACCUUGUUUUAAUUUUCUUCAUAAGGGUUUAUGUUUAAAAGUAAACUAUUGUCUUGCAAUGAUGGCUUCUUUUCAAAUACAAUUAGCAUCGUUGUAAUGUGUUAAGCACAAAACAACAUCUUCCAGAUUACAAUGACUGAUAGGUUAGAAUAUCACUAGGGCCUCAGAAAUAUAUGACUGUACAGAAUAUGUCAGAUAUAAAAUAUAUUAAAUUACAUGUGAAAUCAAUGUCAACCCCUCACAAAUGACCCAAGCAUUACCUUGUCAGCCCACAGAAAUGACUAAUGAUCUGGACCAUUAUUUUAAAGCGAAAAACACAUUAAAAAUCUAAACAACUUAACACAUUACUAAUACUCAAGUGGAAUGACAAGGUAACACUUGUUAGUGAGGGGUUAAUGUGUUUUUCACUUUAAAAUAAUGGUCCAGAUCUCUAGUAGUUCUAGUAAUUAGUAAUUAUUGAAUACCAAAUAAAGAAUUACCUUUGUCCUAAAUGUGCUAUUACUUACUGCUUAGUUCAUCUUGCUUCCAUAUUAGUUAGUAGUAUUAAGCUCAGUGUUAAUGUUGUACUACCUACUACUUCCUGCAUAGUCACUCAUUACCAACAGGCCAUUAUUUUAAAGUGUUACUGAUUUUGUAUAAGUAAUAUUAAUGUCAGAGUAAUUUGACUUACAGGGACCCCUGAUGACGCACUUACUAGAACGCCUCAGGUCAAGAAUAAAUGCAUUUUUAGGUGGCCAUCAGCUGGACUUGGACUAUUUUCAGUAUGUUAUAAAUCAAGAAGUGUUUAUUUUGUCAUCAGCCUCCACUAUCUUUGAUGUGCCAAAUGAUAUUUUGGAGACCCUCAUGGAUCUACAACAAAAAAUUCAUGCAGCUCUUUCCCAAGAAGUGGCCCCAAUUUUUACGAGGGAAUGUGGUGGUGGACGAGGUCGACCUAAGUUUAUUGUUUCUGAGGAAAUGCUGUCUCGGCUCAUUGAGAUGUUUUCUGGAAAGGAUGACACAGCUGGGGUGUAUCGUCAGGAGGUCAUAUUUUGUUCAAAAUCCAUUGUCCUUAGUCCACAUCGACACAAAUCACAAGCUCAUAAGGUACAACAUCAUCAUAUUCGGUGGGAUAGAUGGGUUCUCACGAAAGAUCAUGUACUUGGAACCAGCAACAAACAACCGUUCAAACACUGCCUUAUCAUUCUUUCUCCAGUCUGUGCAACAGCAUGGCUGGCCUUCAAGGUUCGGGAGGGACAGAUGGACAAUCAGAGGGACAAUCAUCCGUUACGGGUCCGGGGUGAUGAAGGUGUGGAAAAUGUGGCAAUUGCAGAAACCAUGUUUCAUGUGAAAGGGAUCGGAAGAGGAAGCUUCAUUUCUGGGAAAAGCGUACAUAAUCAGAGAAUCGAACGCCUGUGGCGAGACAUCUGGCUCGGCGUAACUCACCUGUAUUAUGAAAUACAUCACAGCCUUGAGGUAGAUGGCAUGUUGGACGUGUCAGAUUCCCUUCAUGUGUUUUGUGCACAUUAUGUGUUCCUCCCACGUCUGAAGCGUGACCUCCACACGUUUUCUGAAGGCUGGGACAAUCAUCCGUUACGGUCUGAAAAUGGGCUCACCCCUAACCAGAUGUGGAUAAUGGGACACAUGCACAACUCAUCUGGUGAUGAUGAAGAGAAUUUCCAGAAUUUGGAACUGUUUGGAACAGACUGGGAAACGUUUGACAGCAUUACAGAAUAUGAUGUUGGAGUUCAUGUUCCAGAAAUUGACUGCCCACUCACUCCUGCACUGAUGGAAACAGUAAAAUCCAUAUUUAAUCCUCUUGCAACAUCUGACUGUUAUGGCAGAGAUAUUUAUAUCUCUUUGGUUCAAUAUUUUGAAAGUCUUUAAAAUACACAAACAUGUGAAACCAUUGUAAACAUUUAUUUUACAAAUUGUGUACAUACUUUGACAAUUUCAACUAACACAGCAGCAAUUUAUAAAUGAAAAACAGAACAUUUAAUGAUUUUGUAUUGUUUAACACAAACAUUCUUUGGACAAAUAUUGUCAACGGAACAGUUUUAAACAAUGACUCAAUGAGAAGCUGAAAGUUGCAGUUUCAACAUGCUUUCCCCAUCAAAUACAUUUAAACAUUGUCAAAUGACUCUCCAUAUUUUAUAGCUGUUUCCAUUAUGCUUUUAAAUUCGUUCAGUGUUUUCAGGUGAGCUGUAGGAAAUGUAAUUGUGCGAGUACAUGCACUUACAGUUGGAAAACACACAGUAUGAUUUGUGUCACAGUCGUGAUUGAACUUCAGUGAUGUUAAAGUCCUUCUGGUCACUGGGAAGAAUAGGCUUAUGCCUCUGGCCUGUCAUCCACUGCAUAACUUUACCAGCAGUCAUUUGUUCAGCUUCACCUUCUGAAAAACAGGGGGGAACUUGCAGUGAAAUGAAAACAAGAUUAACAAAACUCAAAGUAUGUUGUGUCAUAAUAAUACAUACCACAAUCCUCAACUUCCUGUAGGAAAUCCUGGAAAAAGUUCAUUACAUUUACUUCUUUGGUGUAUUUCACAGAACCUUUGUCACUAAAGACAGUGUGGCAAUUCUCCAGAAUGAAGGCUGCAUCCACCUUAAAUAAAAGAGCAUUUCUAUUUGCAGGUCACAUAACUGGCCUAAUUGUAAAAUCACCACAAUGAUUUACCCUGUCAUCUUUUCCCGCUGGGACAAACAGUGGUAGACAUAAGUCUGGAUGCAUUUCCAUGACUUUCUGGAGAUCGUAGAGCUGCAGGCCUUUUCGCAGCUGAUCAAUCAUUGGAACAACUCUCAUGGUGGAGUGUAAAACAAUGGUUCUAGAGACAAUUUGACAGUUUCAUCAAUAUUUAAAACAUUGUAUAUUUUUUAGAGUGUGAAACUUGAUGCUUGCUGUUAUUAACUGUAAUAUUACAAAUGCAGAUAAAAAAACAUUUUGUACUCAGAGAAUAAAAAGUAACCUGA